Anoplopoma fimbria (sablefish) is the source of this 3933-nucleotide messenger RNA. Its product is annotated as carcinoembryonic antigen-related cell adhesion molecule 5. NCBI's taxonomy places the organism in Eukaryota, Metazoa, Chordata, Actinopteri, Perciformes, Anoplopomatidae. The record is from RefSeq and is a predicted model, not a curated record. The transcript has 10 exons. The coding region runs from base 53 to 1669 and encodes 538 amino acids.
CUGCCGCAUUUUGGUCUCCGUCUCUGCUGGAAAAAGACUUGAAGCGCUCCUGAUGGAUCUGUUCGCCUUUAAGACGCUUCUCUUUCUGCUCUCUUUAAUCGGGUCCUGUGUGGGAGAGACUCUCCUGCCGAAGGGUCCGCUGGAAGCAAUUUUGGGGAAAAGUGUGACCAUAAAGACCCUGGUAGAGCAUCCAGAAUUCGAUUUUAUAACCUGGAAUUUCAGCGACGGCACCCAGCAGAUUAACGUGGUCACACUGAGUAAGGCUGGCCUGAAGGUGGCCGACGCUUACAAAGGAAGAGCGACGGCGAACACGACCAAUGGACACCUGACCAUCACCGACCUGAAGGCUACGGACAGCGGGGAUUUCAGCAUCAACAUCAUAUCUCUGGCUGGAACUAAAACCGCAGAAAUCAAACUCAAAGUUCUGGAGCCGGUGUCUGGCGUGGCCAUCAAGUCCAACCUGCCCGAGGCCAUCGAGCACAACAGCACCGUGGUCCUGACCUGCUCCGCUAAAGGCUCCUUCCUCAAGUUCACCUGGCUCAAGGGCGCCACGCCCAUAGUGGCCGACGGGAAGCGGGUCACACUGAAGACUGAGGAACUGUCCAGUACUCUGACCUUCACAGGAGUCCUCAGGACGGACCUGGUUGGUCCCAUCUACUGCACAGCUGCUAACAACCUGGAGACGGAGAAGAGCGGCCCCUUCAACCUCACUGUCCACUACGGACCAGAAGGAGUCACCAUCAGUCCAGCCAGCCCUCCCAAGGUCAUCCGUUCCGAUUCCAACUUCAGCCUGUCGUGUUCAGCCGUCUCCAGCCCGUCCGCCUCCUUCACCUGGUACCACAACCAGGAGCAGAUGGAGUUUGGGGGUCCGAGCCUGCAUCUGAAAACCAUCUUAGUUCACAAAUUUGGGAGUCAAGUAGGGGAUUACACAUGUAUGGCCAAAAACGAAAAGACCCUCCGCACGGUCCCUUCUGCUGCCGUCUCCUUCGCUGUGAUGGACGCCAUCUCAGGCGCUAAAGUCAGCGGUCCGUCUGCCACCCUCAUCGCCGGCAACAGCACGGCCAACAUCAGCUGCAUGGCGAUGGGCGGCACCGUGGAUACCAUAACCUGGAUGAAGGACGGCAAACCUCUGUCUGCCAGCAGCCGCCUGGUGUUCUCUGCCAACAUGACCUCCGUGAUGAUCAACCUGCUGCAGAAAGAGGACAACGGAGAGUUCACGUGCCAGCUGACCAACCCCGUCAACAGCGUCAAGGCCUCCUACAAGAUGGUGGUCAACUACGGUCCUGAACAAGUGAUGGUUGCGGGUGAAAAAGCCGUAGAAGUGAACGACAAAGUGGAUCUCAAGUGCUCCGCCGCCUCCGUCCCCCCCGCCAACUACACCUGGAAGUUUAACGGCACAAUGACCGACGUCAAAACGGCCCAGUAUCUGAUCGAGAAGGCUGUCUACAAAAACACCGGAACGUACACGUGCGAGGCGCACAACGCCGUCACUGGCAAGACCUCCAUGUACAGCCACACCAUGUCCGUCAAAGAGGAGGGAGCUUUGGAUGACGGUCUCUCAGACGGAGCCAUCGCUGGAAUCGUCAUCGCCGUCCUCAUCGCUCUCGGUGCCGCCAUCGCCCUUAUCGUGUACUGCAGACAGAAAGUACCGGUCGAGUCUCCGUACUAAAGAAGCUCCUUCACACAGCUGGAGACCCCGGCCCCAAACAUCCGACUAUUUCCUUUUCCCAUGAUCCAUCUGUGCAGCCGGGAGGAGCCGACCAGUUGGAUGUGAAGCCACCUCGCCAAACCAGAUUCCUUAUCAUCCUUCUGGAUUCUAUGGCUGUUUGGAUUAUCAGCUGGAAUCUUCAGUUUGUUCAGUCUUUUUUUUGUUUUUGGAGCUUUUUUUCACCCUCACCUUCACCAUCAACUCGUCCACCAUCACAGGAUCAUCACCCUCCUCCUCUUCUUCUUCUUCUCCUCUUCCUCCUGGUGUUUCACAAACGUCGUCUCUCACCUUACAUCCAGCUCGCCGCUUCCUUUAGGAAACUAAAAACACAGAGAAACUCUGUGCGACAGAAACGUUUCCUGGACUAAAGCUGAUGGACUGACGGUUACGAUGAGAGACUCUCUUUAUCCUCCAGGAAACCUGAGGAGGAAACACACACACACACACACACACACACACACACACACACACACACACACACACACACACACACACACACACACACACACACACACACACACACACACACGGAGGCCACACACGAAGACAUUCAGGAUUCUGGGUUUUAAUCUGAAAAAAAGUUGUUGUGGUUUGAUUUAUCUCCCCCUCUGUGCCAGGCGGGUGGAGUUUCCCCGAUGGGGGACUCUUCCAAGUGCAGAGAAGGAUUUCAAAGUAAAGUUUCCGAUGCUUCUCCGCUUUUUUGGAGGGCAGUUUGAUCCUAAAUACCUCAGUUCCUCUGGUGCUCACCUGUUGUUUUUACACGUUGCCAGAUUAUUAUUUUUACUGAGAUUACUACAAAACUUUAUUAGUAUUUCAUUCCCUCUCUGUCUGGCUGCUUUCCUUCACUUUUCCUUCACACUAACAUUCAACACUACUGAGCUUUUUAAUUAUUAAUAUUUGUGUCUUCAUGUUCCUGAAGGAGCUUUAAAAGUGUUCUUCGAAUUUAAAGGUUACUAAUCAAUUUGUUAUGUGUUUAUGUUAACAAAAGUACACUUUUUUUAACUUUCAAAUAUUAGUAUUGGCUUCAAAAAUCCAUUGUGGAAAUAAAUAAUGUAGAAAAGAAACACACGCUCCUAAAGCUGUGAUUCUGGAUUUCUUUAUGGUCCAGGAUCCUCUUUAGUGUUUGUUGAAGUCGUCCCCUGUGGAAAAUACACCAGAGUAGAAAGAGGAGGAGGUAAAUGUUUAAGAUGGCGCAGACAAGAUCCAACAUGCAGGGACGAGUCGGGUGGUGAAGGUGGAGAAGAAAGAGAACCAAAGAGAAAAAGAAAAAUGGCGGGAAGGUGUUUGUUGGCGGUGACAUACUCUAGUUUUGGAGGGAAAGUUUGGAGAGCUUCAGGGCGGUGCUGCUGAUUUAAAAAAACAACAACACACAAUUAAAGUUUAUUUAAACUAAAUUAUAGUUUUCACAGGUAAAUAACACACCUGACUUUCAUCUAGAAAAACAACAAACCCCUAUUUUGUAUUAUUUUAAGCUCAGCUUUUCGCCGGAUCACAAACCUUUUCUUGAGUAUUUUGUCAUCAAACCUCCUGAUCUUUGAGCUGAAUGAUGAUUUUGUUUGUUUGUGUGGUUAGUGCUUGUGUGUGAUCUGAGACUUAACAUGCACUGAUCUCCAGUGAGAUAAGUAUUUAUUUUGUUAAAAAAAAAAAAAAAAAAAAGGAACCUUGAUAACUGGAGCUGAAGAUCAUAGCCGGCAUGCAGAUCACGCAUUCAUAAAUCUCACUGGCUUUUUGUUCGAUUUUUGAGUUUUCACCGUGAACUCCUCGGGUGAAGAUGCUCAAACCGAAUUUGAAAAGUCUUAAAAACAACGUGUCGUUUUCAACAUAUUUAUUCCUCCAGUUUGGGAAAACACACAGCACAGAAUGUAUUAAUAACAACACAUCAGUUUUCCCAAACAAGACGCGUUAAUAUGUCUUAAAACGACACAAGCGGCCUUAAAGAAAACUGCUCUCACUGUACAUAAUAGAGAUAGAUACACUGUAAACAAUUUGUUUGUGACAUUUUUUUUAAAUGUAUAUGUGGGUUGUUUUUUUGUUUCUUGUUAUGAUUUAUUUGUUAAAAAAAGACUUUUUCUUUCUCGUUUUGCUAAUGUUUACAGAGACUGUCUCGCCUCUACAAAAAAGAUUUCUUAAAGAUUUUAACACAAAUGACCCCCAGGUGAAAUUCCUGUCCAAUUUGACAUCCUUGUAAAGCCAUAAAAGUUGUGGAAAUAUUUUCCUAAUUUCGA